CUGCCUUAUUUACGCCUGAUAACGGCGAAAAGCGGCACGAAAGAGAGACGGCGUCAAUUCAAAUGCAGCAGCGUCGCGUCGUUUUUCUUUUGACCGUGGAAAAAGAAAAAAUAGAAAACGUGCAACGUGUUAGUGCGGCUGCAUUUCUAUUAGAUUGUGUGUUGUGCCUUAUCAGUGAAUUAUUUAGCACAACAAAACGAUAAUGGCCACAACUUUUGCAGGUUCAAAGUACCCAAAACUUCACAUAGCUACAGCAUCUAAUGACGACGACGACGAUGAUGAUGAUGAGGAGGAGGAGGCGGAUGAAUCUGGUUCGACCAGCUCGUUUAGCUUACAGGAAUGCAUUAACGAGUUUCGUGCACGUCGGAUUCGACGCGUCUCCACGCACAGUCGAGAUCGCGAAAUGCCAGCAGCUGGUGAUGAUCCAAAAGGCGCUCCGCUGGCAUCUGCUAACACAACCGAUGCGCAUCUAAUCAAUCAGAAUUUGUGUAACAAGGCUCAAGAGCGGAAGGGUAAACCGUGCAAGAACGGUUUCUGCUAUUGCUUCACCAGCGACAGUGGCGAUUGUGCUUCAACGACGGCUCCGCCACGUGACUGGCACGUGCGGCAGCAAAAACGCAGCAGGCGCUCUGAAAGUAAUAAGCUGGGCGUCGCACAGCCGCCUCUGAAUAAUCUAAAUGCGCAACAGCAGCGAGAGUUACCAAAACGGAGUAUACAGAAGCAGCCAGCUCUCAUUGCUGCAGGACAGACUUCUAUCUCUGCUAAUCCUUUGACAGCGGUCAGCAGCUUGCGAGCUGUGGGCGAUAAUGCACCACUUAUACACAUCAUACAAGAAUUGCGCGAUAAUUGUGUCAUAUCCGAGGUUCGCGUCAAUCGUGAUAAAUUAUCAGGCAUCAAACAGCCAACAUCAACAACAACAACAAAACGCUCAUCACUUAAGGCAUCAUCCAAACUAAAGGUAGCUGCUCCGAAAAUGCGUCAAACCGAGACCGUAGACUAUCAGCCCACAGCGCCCGUGCUGUCUAACAUAAGUGAACACGAGACGCCACUGGAGGAAAGCGAACAGGCCCUUCUAACAGAACAAACUAGUUUAGCGGGUGGCAGCUUGCAUUCAACUCGCCGCAGUUCCCGUCGCAGUUCCAGUGGAGGCCGACUACUUCAGAAACGUCUCUCACAAGGCCAAGUGAAUUUCAAGACUCACGAUAUGGAGAAGCCGCCGCCAAAGCCACCUCGCCGCAGUACACAGAGUCUCGAUGAUAAAUUCUCGUUAUCAUCGCUGACCUCAACCACGCCUUCGGUGCGGGAAGCCGAGCGCGUCCUGGAUGAGUUUCUGCGCAAGCAUGGCGUACAGCUACCGACCACACAAAAAGAAAACUUGCCCAAAGCCAAGAGCAAGCGUAAAUCCUAUCCAUUAGCUGAAAUUGAGAAGCCGAUGCGCAUCAAUCCUUUGCCCAGCUGCCCCUCGCUGAGCGAUAUUGAGCGCGUGGUGGAGUCAAAACGAGGCGCGCAUUAUGCCAAAAAUAUACAUAUGGCUAGCAAGAAGAGUGUUGUGGCCGAUAAGCCUAUAAAGGACUUUACUCUUGGCUGGACGGAGCCAAAAAUCAAUGAUAUGCUAAACUAUGAUAUAGCUAAAAAGACGCAAUUCAAGACUAAUGCACCGGAGCCAGCGCCACAGGUGGCCAACAUAGGUUGGCAGGUGCCAGUUAUGCCCAAGAUUUCACUCGACACAGUUGAUGGCGUUAGUGAUAAUCUGGCCGUCAACAUGGAGCAGAAGCAUACGCCGAUUAAAUAUCCACGUCUGCCCAAGCAGAGCAGCCAAAAAUUCAUUUGGAGCGAACAAUGGCGCAAUUUGACUCCUUGGAGUGGCAACAAGCCACGAACAGGACUACGCAAGAAGUCCAAAAACUUUUUAAACAAUUCCAAAAAGAAAAUCUUGCGCUUUGUCUCACCCAAGAAGAGUAACCAAGAGCAGUUGGAACGGGAGCAUACCCAACGUCGUCGUCCCACUCCUCGCCUCUGUACAGUGGGCGUACAGACCAGCUCCAUAUCGCAAUUGGAUUUGCAGUCACAGUCACCGCCGGGUAGCUAUCAUUCCCCCGUACAAUCAACACCAACGGCCACCACCAGCUCCGCCCGACCGCCACACUAUAAAGAAAGCUCCGAGCAGCCUUAUUUUGAUUUUGAACGCAAGGUAAAGCCGCCAAAGCAGUCACGACCACAGCGUCCACGCAAGUUGAACUUUCAAGGCGACAGCAAUUCAGCACCCGCUGCUACCUAUCGCUCUUUUCACAAGGAUCUAGAUCAAGAUGUUACCAUCACCAAAAUGGGCUAUUUGCUGGGCAACAUACGAGCCAAAUUGGAAGCUAGCGAUGAACGCGCCAUUCGUGCUUUUGGGGCUAGCUCUCGUGUGAUGCCUGAGGAACGAUUGGAAAAUUUGGAGCUGACGUCGGAUGGUUUCGACUGCAUAGAUGCACCGAGACGGCAUUUGGAACACUCCGCAACAUCUAUGAUACGGCAGCCUCGUAAUCCUGACCGGGAACCGAUUUACUCUGAAAUCGAAGAGGAUUGCAUACUUAUAAGCGGUAGUCCGCAAUUUGAUGUGCGCACAGAAGCGCAACUUGAAGUGGAACCGACACCUACGCAUACCCCUACACCAACACCAACGCCAACACCCACACCCUCAGCCACACCCACACCCACAGUAUCGCCUACGCCAGCGCUCACAAUUGCGACAGGGACUGCCACAGUUAGUGAGCCAACAUCGAUAGCCUCACCUUUCCCACUCUAUGCCCAAGUGCAAAAAGCCAAUAAGACGCCAUCAAAGACAACACCCGCAAAGGCUGCGCCUCCACCCAGAGCUCUGGGACACUUUCUGCAGGAGUCCUUGAAGAAUGGCAGCUUCUUUAAGUUUAUGCCACUGCCCGAUGAGCCCACCAGCGAAAGCUCAUACACCAUGUCCAACUCGAAUAGUAUCUCGAAUCAAGCGACGUUGCCCAUGCAUCAAUCGCUAAACAACAUCAACGAACAACAUUCUCCGCCCAAAAAGAAUCGUAAUUUAAGCAAGUCGGAGCUAUCGCUGCAGCGCAGUGAGAUAUUCCUAGAGAAUCUAUGUCGCAGCGAGAUUGUGCUGGAUCCUGAUGAUAAUGCGCGACUGGAAAAGGUGCAAAAUACCUGUCUUAGAGCGCAGUCAACUACAGAUGAUGUCUCGUAUGAUAUGCCAGUAGAAUUAUACGAAGACUAUAUAAUUGAUGAUCGCAACGCCAGUGGCAGCUCCUUUGCUACCAAAUAUGGAUCUGUGCAGCUAGAGCCACCGCCUCCAUCUUCAGAUAAUCAGAGCACACCAAAGAAACAACAACAGCAGCAGCAGCAGCGCUUUACGACUAAGCCAAGCAUUGAUAUCAAUGAUGGUCCAUCAAUGGCAGGCCAGACUGUAAGCCAGAGCUGUCCAACUACACCACAGCAGCAAGAGCAGCUGCCGCCGUUGAAGCCAACGCAUAGUAGCUUAACCGAGCUGCCAGCAAAUGACAGCCAGCUGUUAUCCAUGAGCACAAUGGCUCGUUAUCGUCUGUUGAAGGAUGCAGUGCGCCGCUCGUAUCGCAAAGGUAAAGACUUCUUGCUGGCCGAGAAGCAGCGGCUUGCUCAAAAUCUGAGUUUGUCUCGCGAUCAAUCUAAUCAAACGGAAGCUGAGUUGGAUACCAGCAGCUACUAUGCCACCUUCAAUCUGGAUUCGCUGCUCAAUGAAUCGCUGACGACGAAGGAGCAGCUGUCGCAAGCUGUCAGUAUUUGCCGUCAAAUGCCCGAACUGGAAAUCUCGCCUGAAAUGGUGGAAGCAGAGCGGCUGCUGCUGUUUAGCACGCUGCGACAGAAAAAGGAACCCGCAAUACUGGCCAGAGAGGAUACUCUAACUGUGCGUCAGCAAUCGCAGUGCCUGCUGCUGGAUGGUUUGCAUUUACCUGUCAGGUCGGACGCUAACCAGGAUAUGUUCUUCAACUACUAUUACAUCUGUACCAUUGAAUGUGAGGGUCACAUACGCUCCACACAAUCCAUUGAGUGCCAGCAUGGAGCUGCAAUCUUUCGCGAUUGUGGCUUGGAGUUUUAUAGCGUUGGUGAAGCUGAGGCGCUGGAGCUGCGAUGUCAAAUUUUUAUGCUACGUCUGCGCAAGGUAUCGACACUGUCACUGGAGCCGUCUAACAAACUGAAACGAGGCAGUGGCAGCCUUGGCUCUAACAGUUCUUCUAGCAGUUCUUCACAAAUUGUUUCACGCUUUCGUCUGCACGCCUCCUUCACGCUAAAAGCCUCUGAUCUAGUGCCCUACGAGCUUGUCUCCAAUGAUACGCAGCCUGGUGACAAACUGUGGCUGCGUACCUCGCGUACCUGGCAACUACCGCUAACGCCACACACUAAAUCUUCGAAUCUAAUGCCACAAAUAGAGCUGAGUGGACGCGUGGAACUGCGUUUGCCCAAGUCUCAAUACGCAGGCUAUCUGAAUGUGCAGGACACAGAUCCGAGGAAUAAGCACAAUUGGAAUCGGCGCUGGUGUACGCUGGAUGGACUGCAUCUGGCUGUCUGGCAGCACGAAAACAAUCUCGUCGAGCAGCCACCGCUGCUGUCAUUGCAGCUGGGCGAGUGCCGACAAUCGCAAUUGGAUGUAGCUCCGCGGGAGCUGUGCGCACGUGCUCGCAGCUUUUGGUUACAGUGUCCUAAUGGUGAGGCCUUCUUUGCAGCGGAUACCCAAGCUGAGCUGGUCGAUUGGCUGCGCAGGCUAAAUGAAGCGUUGGCUUUCACUAAACGCUGGUUAAGUGCCUCUUAGCAAUUAGUUUAUAUA
Messenger RNA from Drosophila hydei, 4825 nucleotides. RefSeq lists its product as uncharacterized. Gene Ontology annotation, biological process: actomyosin contractile ring assembly; mitotic cytokinesis; septin ring organization. The record is from RefSeq and is a predicted model, not a curated record. Lineage: Eukaryota; Metazoa; Arthropoda; Insecta; Diptera; Drosophilidae. The coding region runs from base 203 to 4810 and encodes 1535 amino acids. Gene Ontology annotation, cellular component: actomyosin contractile ring. The transcript has 8 exons.